AUGGUGCAAGUCCCUCCGCCGGCGCUGGCGGCCGUCGACGUGGCCGAGAUGGAGCUCUGGGAGCGCGAGUCGGCGCCUGCGUUCCAGUACUCCGUCCGAGCCGGCAACCUCGUCAAGCGUCUCACAGCGAUCCAGGACCGCAGUCUCUGCACGGCCGAGAAGCCCGCCGUCGCGUCGCACGGCCACUGCGUCUGGGACGCUGCACUCGUGCUCGCCGAGUACCUGCAGGGUCACGUGCAGCCAUGGCGACAGGCCGUCGAACUCGGCGCCGGCGUCGGGCUCGUGGGCAUGACGCUCUCGGCCCUCGGUGUCGCCGACGUCGUGCUCACGGACCAAGCGUACUGUCUCCCGCUGCUGCAAAAGAACGUCGAGUUCAACUUCAGCGCGGACCGCCGCCCUCGCGUGCGCGAGCUGCAGUGGGGCGCCGCCGAGACGGAUCUGUCGCCGGACGUCGUUGUUGCGUCCGACAUUCUGUACAAUGCAAGUGUGUUUCCGCUGCUUGUGCGGACGAUUUGUCAGCUGCUGGCGACACCGAGUAGCGUCAUGUACAUGACGUACGAGACGCGCAACGCGGCCAUGGAGGCCGACUUUAUCAAGCAACUCGAAGGACAAGGCCUGCACUGCCACGGUAUUUCGCUCGAGUAUGCCCGCUACGCGACUCUCGUCCCGUACCCCGAGGAGAUUUGCUUGUAUCGGAUUGCGCGAUCCCACCAAGUCGGUUAG
Saprolegnia parasitica CBS 223.65 is the source of this 723-nucleotide messenger RNA. RefSeq lists its product as hypothetical. Bases 1 to 723 code for a protein of 240 amino acids. Lineage: Eukaryota; Oomycota; Saprolegniomycetes; Saprolegniales; Saprolegniaceae. The record is from RefSeq and is a predicted model, not a curated record. The transcript has a single exon.